AGAGGAGAAAAAAUUGAAGCGAAGGAAGGGAGAGGGAAGAGAUCCAUGACGUGCUUCCAUGAUCUCUAAUCACUGGUCGGAUACUCUUCGUUGUUUAGUCUCAGCUCAAUCUCUACGACAAACCCAACAAGCACACGCGUUUGCCCUACUCAAUGGCUUGCUCCCUAAAAGCGUCUCCUUUUGUGCCUCUCUCAUCCUUCGUUACGCCUCCUUCAAUCACAUCGUUACUUCUCGCCGGCUUUUUGAACAAUCUGUCCCAUAUUCUCAUUCGGCCUUUUUGUGGAACACAAUCAAUCGAGCUUUUUUGGUGGCCGGGUUGAAUGACAACUUCCACACCUAUAAUCGAAUGUUUCGACAGGGUGUUAGGCCUGAUGAUUACACCUUUCCUUGCGUACUGAAUGUUUGUGCACAUAAUAUGGAGGUCCAGAAGGGAAUGGAGAUUCAUGGGGUUUUGUUCAAAACAGGUAUUGAUUUUAAUGUCUUCGUGGGUAACGCACUCAUGCUCUUCUAUGGUAAUUGUGGGAAUUUGAGGGAUGCACGAAGGGUGUUCGAUGAAAUGGUCGAAAGGGAUGUUGUGUCGUGGAAUACACUUAUUGGGGUGUCUUCCAUCAAUGGGUUUCAUACCGCGGGGCUUGAAUUAUUUUCUGCGAUGAAUUUGAUGGCUGGGUUCAAGCCAAAUGUGGUCACUGUUGUAACUGUGUUACCAGCUUGUGCAGAGAUUGGUGACGAGGUUAUGGCAAUGCAGGUACAUUGUUAUGUUGUGAAGGUAGGGUUAAAUUGUCAUGUGACUAUCGGCAAUGCAUUGAUUGACGUGUAUGGGAAGUGUAGAAACAUGGAAGCAACUAAGCAAGCUUUUGAUGAGAUGGUGUGCAGGAGUGAGGUUUCUUGGAACUCGAUUAUUUCAAGUCUUUCUUUUAUGUGGUCUAAUGAGGACGCCUUGAAUAUGUUUAGGCAUAUGAUUGAUAGUGGGAUGAAACCGGGGUGUGUUGCUAUUUCUAGUAUGCUACCUGUGGUAGUUGAAUUGAAGUUUUUCAAAUUGGGGAAGGAAAUUCAUGCAUUCUGUUUACGAAUGCAUAUCCAAACUGACGUUUUUGUUGCCAAUUCAUUGAUUGAUAUGUACGCAAAAUCAGGCAGUUCAAUUCAGGCAUCCAAUGUAUUUCACCAUAUGGGUGAGAGGAACGUUGUCUCUUGGAAUACAAUGGUUGCCAACUUUGCUCAGAACAGACUUGAGUUUGCAGCAAUGGAACUGACAAGACAAAUGCAAGCUCAUGGUGAAAUUCCUAAUGCUGUCACCUUCGCAAAUGUUCUUCCAGCCUGUGCACGUAUAGGAUAUCUUUGUCCUGGAAAACAAAUCCAUGCAAAGACGAUUUGUAUGGGAUUCUCUUCUGAUUUGUUUGUAUCCAAUGCUUUGACAGAUAUGUAUGUGAAAUGUGGAAGCCUAGAUCUUGCCAGAGCUGUCUUUGACAUCUCCCUUAGAGAUGAAGUGUCUUAUAAUAUCUUGAUACUAGGUUAUUCCCAAACUAGUGUGGCCGCAGAAUCUUUGAGCUUAUUCUCGGAAAUGGCACGCAAUGGCAUGAAGCAUGAUAUCGUUUCUCUAAUGGGUGUAAUAUCAGCCUGUGCAAGUCUGACAGCAACCAAGCAAGGAACAAUGAUCCAUGGACUCUUGGUCAGAAAGCAUUUUCACUCACAUCUCUUUGUUGCAAACUCUCUUUUGGACUUCUACACAAAAUGUGGACGAAUUGAUCUUGCUCACAGGAUCUUUGACCGGAUUCCAAAGAAGGAUGCAGCCUCUUGGAAUACAAUGAUUUUGGGUUAUGGACUGCUAGGUCAGUUGGAUAUUGCAAUUAAUCUCUUUGAAGCGAUGAAGGUGGAUGGAGUCCAUUACGAUUCUGUUUCAUACAUAGCGAUUUUGUCAGCUUGUAGUCAUGGAGGACUACUUGAGAAGGGGAGAAAGUACUUUGCUGAUAUGCAAGCUCAAAAUAUUGAGCCAAUGCAUAUGCACUACACUUGUAUGGUCGAUCUCCUUGCCCGGGCAGGCCUUCUGGAAGAAGCAACUGAACUUGUUAAAAGCCUACCAAUCAUACCAGAUGCCAAUAUUUGGGGUGCCUUACUUGGGGCAUGCCGAAUCUAUGGCAAUAUAGAGCUGGCACGUUGGGCAUCCGAUCAUCUUUUUAAGUUGAAGCCUCAACACUCUGGAUAUUAUUUACUUCUUGCAAACAUGUAUGCAGAAGCAGGGGAAUGGGAUGAAUCCAACAAGAUUAGGAGGUUGAUGAAAACAAGAAGUGCAAAGAAGAAUCCCGGGUGUAGUUGGCUUCGAAUUGAUAAUGAGGUGCAUGCUUUUGUAUCUGGAGAAAGGAUAAAGAAGUUGGAUCCAGGACUUUGGAUUGCUGAAUCCAACUAAAUUUUGGAUUGUUGGUUCUUACAUUGUUUUGUUUGUAGCUAAAAAUACUCUCUGUUAACGGGAGGAUAUAGUUGUCACUGAAAGUUGUGAUCUGAUAUUUGGCAGAGAUCCCCAUGGCUGUAGGCUUAGAGCUUCAUUCAGAUUUAAUUGGAGAGAGUUAAAAGAAUAGGUGCAGUUGAGGACUUGGUUGUGUUUGCCAGGGUUUGUCCUUCGUGACCAUCAGCUGCUGUCAAAAAGAAUUAAGCUCCAGGUCGUCCAGCUGGUACUGCUGGCAGACGAUGGUUUCUUUAGUUUGUAAACAAAUGGUACAAUCUGGAGGUUCCAGAGCUCCGUGGAUAUCACAUAUGGGAAUCCAGUCAUGGUUGGCUUGUUGCCUUUGGUACCCUUAUCUCGAUCCAAAUUAAGUUUGCCUUCACCAUCCAAUUUUGAACAUCGACAUCCAAUAGCUGAGUACUCUCCCUCCAGAGUGGUAUCGAAACUCGAAAGGGUUACAUUGCAAAGUCUUCAGGGGAAGAACUUGUGGUUGUUGCAAUAUAUGUGGUUCAUUCAACAAUUUGGCCAUAGCAUGACCAAUCAUGGCAAGAAGUUGAGGCAGAAGGUCUCAGCAAGCUUUUAAUCCUUUUCUUAUAAGAGUGGGAGUAAAUACCUUAUUUAAAAUGUGUGGAGUUGUUCCCAUGAUAUACAAAUUUCUGGUAUAAUUUUGAAUCA
Messenger RNA from Tripterygium wilfordii, 3109 nucleotides. RefSeq names its product pentatricopeptide repeat-containing protein At4g14170-like. Gene Ontology annotation, molecular function: RNA binding; protein binding. Lineage: Eukaryota; Viridiplantae; Streptophyta; Magnoliopsida; Celastrales; Celastraceae. The record is from RefSeq and is a predicted model, not a curated record. Gene Ontology annotation, biological process: RNA modification. The transcript has a single exon. The coding region runs from base 59 to 2401 and encodes 780 amino acids.